AUGGAGGCAGCCCACACUAUAGCGAUGUACGACGACAAUUCGUCUGGAAUAGCCCGGGCAGGGUUGAGGCAGACGGACCUGUCAGUCCAGCUCGAAAACUCAAACAAGAAGAAACACAGGAACAAGACGCAGAGCGUGCUGUACAACGGUGCGAUGGCCAAGAGCAAAAGCUCGUUGUUUGACGGCACGUCUUUGUUCAGCGAGGUGUCCAGCGGCGACUACCAGUCGAGCAACAACCAGGCAAGCCAGCAGCAGCAGCAGCAGCAGCAGCAGCAGCAGCAGCAGCAGAUGAUGAUGGCGAACCAGCAGAUGGCCAUGGCCCAGCAGGGGUACGCCGGGUACCCACAGGUGCAGUACAACGCUCAGAUGUACAGCAGCAGCAACCACAGCAACCCGAGCUUCCAGCAGGGGUACUACCCGCAGCAAGGCUAUUACGGCCAGGGACAGUAUCCAAACUACCAGCAGCAGCAGCAACAGAACUACCUGGGGGCGAACCAGGCAUAUCCGGGCUACCAGUAUGCCCCACAGCAACAACAACAGCAGCAACAGGGUGUCCGGGUGGCGAAACAGCGAAAAGGAAAGAAAGGCUUCAGAGAGUCAUACAUGUACUUGAACUCUGUGAACACGUCGGGCGAGCUCAUUAACAUGGCGCAGCAGCCGCAGGUGAACAUGCCGGUGGCCAACGGGUCCCCCACGCCCUCAUUGCAGAGACGGUUUUCCGCCCAGAACGGUGGCGUGGUGGGCUCUCCGAUGUCAAUGACGAACGACGAAAACGCUCGGAAACUAGCGUUUCCGACCAUAAUGAACGGGAUGGGCCACGCACUCAACGUCAACGACGGCGACCCUGCGAACUACGGCACCACCGUCAACGACUGGGAGUCGAUCGAUGAAGAUGACGACGAUGAAGAGGAUUACGAGGACGAGGACGAGGACGAGGACGUUGAUGAGAGCGAGUACGACAGUCUGUCGAAGGCCGAGCUCCAGAAGAUUCUUCUGAGCGUGAAGGGCGAGAACAAGGGGUUGAAGAAGAAGUUGAAGGACAUCGAGCUGGGACACGACUCGAGCUCUAUUGUGGCCAACGACGAGAAGUACAUCAAGUUGGAGGAGGAGUUUUCAGACUUGGCGACCAAGUACGUGAGCAUCGAAAGCGAGGUGGAGAACCUGACCAACGAAAACGAGACGCAUCUGAAGGACAUUGCCCUGUUGAAAGCAGAGCUGAAACAGAGCGAGGCGGCCGCCGACAGGUGCACCACGCUUUCCAGAACCAUGAUCGAGAGGAUACCCAACUUUGUGAAGCAGAAGGACAGCUUCUUCCUUAUUAUGGGCGACGCCAGCGAAAUACCCGAGCAGCUCCAGGAGUGCUACACGCGGUCGGUGGAGAAGUACCAGGGCGAGGACAGCUUUGAAAACCCUGCAGACGGGAACCUGAGUGACAGCGACAUCAUGAAGAUGCUCAAGAACGAGGUGAGAGACCUGCAGGCGGCGUUGACGCGAUCCGAGAACACGGUGAAACAGCUGGACAAGAUCUACAGCCAGAAGCUCCACGAAGAGAGAAGAACCAUUAUUAUGUCGUCGUUGCAGAAGACACUCCACAAUGAGUUCGUCAGCGAUCAUUCGAAUGCGGGCGCCCGUGCCGGCUUGAAGCACUUCCGGAUCGUGGACAUCUGUCCCUCGGCGGAGCCCCAGGGCGGGUUUCUGAGCCCCUCGAUCCCGAACUCCGCGUCCAGCCCCAGCCUGAACAACAACUGGUCGUCCUCGUCGGGCAGCAGCUCGCUCACCCCCGACCACUCGCAUUCCAGAGUGGUCUACCUCUCGCCCAUAUCCCCGCCCUCCUCUUCCGGCGGCUCGCCUACCAAGAGGAUCAGCCUCUACUCCGGGAACAGCGUCGACCACUUCAAAGAUGCCUUCUCCACAAUACCCAACUCCAGCAGCAACCCCACCAUUGCCCCAGGCCCUGCUGCUGCUGCCAACAGUUUCGACACCUCACUGGAAAUAGAGUACGAAACCUUUACUGCCUGA
Molecule: messenger RNA, 2019 nt
Organism: Pichia membranifaciens NRRL Y-2026
Lineage: Eukaryota; Fungi; Ascomycota; Pichiomycetes; Pichiales; Pichiaceae
Exons: 1
Coding region: 1-2019 (672 amino acids)
Source: RefSeq, a predicted model, not a curated record